Molecule: messenger RNA, 1174 nt
Organism: Prosopis cineraria
Lineage: Eukaryota; Viridiplantae; Streptophyta; Magnoliopsida; Fabales; Fabaceae
Product: tetraspanin-11-like
Exons: 2
Coding region: 166-984 (272 amino acids)
Biological process (GO): auxin-activated signaling pathway
Cellular component (GO): plasma membrane; plasmodesma
Source: RefSeq, a predicted model, not a curated record
CAGAUCGCCUUGUUCUCCACUUCGCUGGCUAUGAUUAUCUUCCCGAUAAUGGAAAUCCAAUCGGUAUUGCAAUUACAAUUAAUAUUAAUAAAUCCAUUAUAACUUUCUAACCAUUCCCUUCGUGUUCUUCGUUGGCUUCCGCCGUUGGCGCUGUCGGGAACUGCGAUGGUCCACAGAAGCAAUGUCGUGGUCGGUGUCCUCAACGUUUUGACAUUGCUCUUGGGUCUUGCCGCAGUCGGUGGCUCGAUUUACAUUAUCAUCCGCGGCGCUCACGCUACCGACUGCCAGAAAGUUCUCCGGAAUCCUUUAUUGAUCGGCGGCCUCUUGUUAGCGCUACUUUCGACGCUUGGAAUCGUGGCCUCGUUUGGCCGCGUCAAUGGGGUUAUGUCAGUCUUCUUGUUUGUGACGUUCCUCCUAAUAUUGGCUCUCAUAUUAUGGACCGUCUUCGCGUUGUUCGGGACACACUCGAAGUUAGGGCAGCGGAUAUGGGAACAGUUUAAGGUCGCUGAUUUCCAGCAUUGGUUGCAGCGUUACGUGAUUGAUGACUAUCAGCAUUGGAAAGAGAUCAAGAGUUGUUUAAUCGAUGCUCAUGUGUGCCGGAACCUCGCCGUUGACGGUGAUCAGGACAACGAAUAUCUGAUUUUCAGGCACUUGUCUGUCACCCAGUCCGGGUGCUGUAAGCCGCCAGUGUACUGUGGAUUCACAAUGGAGAACGUGACCUUCUGGGUAGAGCCCAAGACAGGACCAGUAGAGAGGGAUAGUGAUUGCAAGAGAUGGAGCAAUAGCCAGGACAAGCUGUGUUACGAUUGCAAUUCGUGCAAGGGAGGAGUGUUGGCCGACACAAAGCUGCACUGGCGGCGUCUAACAAUCUUCACCACGAUGGUGAUCAUUUACUUCACCAUCUUGUACAUCUUAAGCUGCUAUGCCGUCUGGAACAAUCGAUCAGAUUCCUGCCCAAAUAAGCACCACACAAACAGCACGUAACCCUUGGUGAUUCAUAGAUACAUGUAUCUUCUUUUUAAAUGAUACCAGUGAAGCAAGGUCAGUCUUGUUGUCCUAAUAUCCAUAGGCUUUGCGUUUCGAGGAGGUACAUAUGGGUCGGCUUUCUACAUUUGCUCACAUUUUGUUCUGAUGAACAAAUUUUGACCUGCAAUUCAUCUGAUCUUUCAUGGAA